Pieris macdunnoughi is the source of this 297-nucleotide messenger RNA. NCBI's taxonomy places the organism in Eukaryota, Metazoa, Arthropoda, Insecta, Lepidoptera, Pieridae. The record is from the annotation of a GenBank genome assembly.
AUGGCGGCUUUCUGUAUUAAAACUUCAAUUCUUAGCAUAAUCCUUGUGCUAUGUAUCACCAACCUCAUCAAGGAGUCGAACGCCAUGCCUCCGUGGUUGAAGAACAGCGGAGUAUUCACGGAGUCAGCAGAGUGUCAUACAGAUGAUGAGUUACUGGACCUCUGCCAACGGUGCGCCAAGUUGACUAAAUCCCGUCUAGCAUAUCCCGCCUGUUGCUCCACGGACUUACAGGCUCGAAACUGGUGUUCGGACUACGUCUACUUUGGGAGAGGGACCUACGACUUCUACUUGAUUUGA